AUGGCUAGCUGUACUGGAAAAGUUAAUUUUUCAUUAAGUGGAAAAGAGAAGGGUAUAGGUUUAGAAUCUGUUUUGGAAAUUGCAUUUGAUGAAUUAAUUUCAGAAUUUAAAAAGAAGUUUCUACACAAAAUAAUAAAAGUAUUAGAAGAAGCAAAAUAUAAUGACAAUUUAGAUAUUAUGAAUGAAAGGAGGGAGAAGUUUUUUUUGAAGAAAUAUGAGGAUGAUCAAAGGGAAGAUGAAGAUGAAGAUAAAAUUGGAUACAAAAUUGGAGAUGGAGUUGAAGAUGGAGUUGAAGAUGAAUUUGAAGAUAAAAUUGGAUACAAAAUUGGAGAUGAAGUUGAAGAUGAAGUUGGAAAUGAAGUUGAAGAUAAAAUAGGAGACAAAAUUGGAGACAAAAUUGGAAAUGAAGUUGAAGGUAAUAUUGAAAGGGAAGAUAUAAUGAUAGAAGAAAAAAAAAAAAAAAACAAAAAAAUAGAAAUGGAUAAUAGUUCAUUAUCAAAUGAUAGUACAUUUGGUGUGUAUUUAAAAAGUAUUAUAGAUAGAAAUAAAAUCAGUUUAUUGAAAAAAUUAGAAAAACAAAAAGAAUUAAAAAGUAUCGAAGAAAAUAAUAAAAUAAAUUAUUAUAAUAAUAAAUAUAAAAAUGGAAUUAUACAUUAUGAUGAAAAUAAAGAAUAUCAUAAUAGUUUAAAUGAUAAAAAUGUAUAUAAUAAAAAAGAAGAAUCUAUGAAUGAGCGAACUAAAUUAGUUAAGCAUACAUUUGAUAAUAAAAAUAAAAAUGAUAUGCACUUUUAUCCUCAGGAAUCCCGUUUUCAAUAUGUAAGUGAAAGAAUAGAAAAUCUAUAUAAAAUAAGCAAUAAAUUAAGACAGGAAAAGGAAACAUAUAAUAAUGUUAAAUAUAAUAAAGAUAAUGAUAAUAGACAUCUUAAAGAAAAUGAUACACAAGAUGAAACAGAUCAUGAACAGAAUUAUGAAAAAUAUAAUCUUAAAUUAAAUUAUGUGGAAAAUCAUAAUACUCAACAAAUGGACAAGUAUCAAAUUAAGGAAAAAAAUAAUAUCAUCAAAUUAAAACAACACAAUAAUAAUAAUAAUAAUAAUAAUUUAAAGGGUAAUAUGGAAAAAAAUAUUAUAAAUAAUCAUCAGAAGAAUUAUAUAUCUUAUUAUAAUAACAGUUUUAAAUAUCCUUCAAGGUCUCAUAUAUUUACAGAAAGAUUUAAUUGUCAUGCUUCUGAUGAACAUAAUGAAAAGAGUGAUCAUAUUUAUGAUACAUUACAUAACAAAGAUAAGAGUUGUAAUAAUAAUUAUGAUAUGUUACCUAAAAAAGAUAAAAAUUGUAAUAAUAUUUAUGGUAUAUUACAUAAUAAAGAUAAAAAUUGUAAUAAUAAUUAUGAUAUGUUACCUAAAAAAGAUAAAAAUUGUAAUAAUAUUUAUGGUAUAUUACAUAACAAAGAUAAAAGUUGUAAUAAUAAUUAUGAUAUGUUACCUAAAAAAGAUAAAAAUUGUAAUAAUAUUUAUGAUAAUAGUCACCUUUCAUCGAGAGGCGCAAAUAAAUUACCACCAAGCAAUAAUAUUAUAGAUGAAGAAAAAAAACAAAUAAUAAAUGAUAAUAUAAAUAUAGAAAGUCCACAGAAAUUUAACUAUUUAUGUAAUGAAAAAAAUAAUAAUUUGGAAUGUAAAAAAGAAAAAAUUAAAUUAGAAAAACCAUUUUCUUUUGAUUCAAAAGAUAGUGAUGAAAACUAUGUAAGGGAAAAAAAUAAUAUGUACGAGCAGGACGAUUUAAAAAAUAAUAUGUCACAAAGAUAUUAUAAAAAAGUAGAAGACUUCAAAUCAUGUCAACUGAAUAAAAAAAUUUCAAAUGAAAAGGAAAUCAUUAAAAGGCCAAAUAAUAACUUGUUUUUUGAAGUUAUAAGAGGAAAGAAAAGAAAAAAUAUGCCAGGAUUUGAAUGUAAAGAUUGUAAAUCGUUUUAUAAUGAAAUAUAUUCAGAUGAUGAUGAAGGGAAAUGUGUGCACACGAAUUUUUUUUUCAAAAAUGAACAACAAUUAAAAAAAAAAAUAAACAUUAAUAAAGAUGUACAUAGUAAAAAUAGUUCAACGGAUGAUAUUAAUAGUGUAGAUAAAAUGAAUAAUGUAGAAAAAAUGAAUAAUGUAGAUAAAAUGAAUAAUGUAGACAAAAUGAAUAAUGCGGAUAAUAUAAAUAAUGCAGACAACAUAAAUAAUGCGGAUAACAUAAAUAAUGAGGAUAAUAUAAACAAUACAGAUAAUUUAAAUAAUACGGAUAAUUUAAACAAUACGGAUAAUUUAAAUAAUGCGGAUAAUUAUCCAUUAAAUAAAAAAGUUCAUAUGAAUAAUUCUAAGAAAAGUAUAUAUUAUUCACAUUCCUUAUCCUCAACAUGCUUGAAUGCUCACACAGAUACCGAGAAAGCAUCGAUGAACAAAAAAAAAAAUGGUAAUAUGUUAAACAUGGAUAAUAUAAACAAAGAAAACGAUUUAGAAAAAGAAAAAAAAAAAAAAAAAAUUAUACAAACUUUUUCACGACAUAGAUAUCAUAAUAAAAUCAAUGACUCUCCAAAAAAUUUCUGGAAAUUUGAUUUCUUUAAAUAA
Molecule: messenger RNA, 2598 nt
Organism: Plasmodium reichenowi
Lineage: Eukaryota; Apicomplexa; Aconoidasida; Haemosporida; Plasmodiidae
Exons: 1
Coding region: 1-2598 (865 amino acids)
Biological process (GO): DNA repair
Source: RefSeq, a predicted model, not a curated record